This is a messenger RNA of Varanus komodoensis (Komodo dragon), 2997 nucleotides long. Its product is annotated as ADAMTS-like protein 2. Gene Ontology annotation, molecular function: metalloendopeptidase activity. The transcript is spliced from 18 exons. Gene Ontology annotation, biological process: extracellular matrix organization. NCBI's taxonomy places the organism in Eukaryota, Metazoa, Chordata, Lepidosauria, Squamata, Varanidae. Gene Ontology annotation, cellular component: extracellular matrix. The record is from RefSeq and is a predicted model, not a curated record. Bases 1 to 2997 code for a protein of 998 amino acids.
AUGGCUGCGCCCGGCGCCGCCUCCUCCCGCCGGCUCCUGGCGCCGCCGCCGCUCCUCUUGCUGCUCGCCUGCGCCCUGCACGCUAAGGGCAGCAGUGAAGCAGCUGAAGGCGGCGUCGGCUGGAGUGAAGAGGUCGCCGAGUGGUGGGGUGAAUGGAACUCCUGGUCCACCUGCUCGCGCUCCUGCGGGGGCGGCGUGGCGGCCCGGGAGAGGCACUGCUUGCGGCAGCGGCUCCCCGUAUCGCAGGGAAGCAACAGCAGCGUCUGCCUGGGCCAGUCCAAGCACUACCAGCUGUGCCAGCAGCAGCCUUGCCCGGCCGACACAGCCAGCUUCAAGGAGCACCAGUGUGCCAACUUCAACGCCAAGGCCUUCGGGAAGCGCUAUUUCCACUGGGUGCCUCUCUAUCCAGAUGACGACACCAGCAUCUCAAACAAGCCCUGUGACCUGCAGUGCACCACCAGGAGCGGGGAGAGGCAGCUGAUGGCGCGAGCCCAAGAUGGCACCUCGUGCCGGGACCGGACGUACCGUGGGGUCUGCAUCGGCGGCAAGUGCGAGCCAAUAGGCUGUGAUGGCAGCCUCUAUUCUUCCCAGGUGAUGGAUCGGUGCCGCGUGUGUGGAGGAGACGGAAGCACUUGCUACCGCGUCUCGGGCAGUUUCCGAAAAGGGAUCUCACAGUUAGGGUAUGUGUUCAUCGCCAACAUCCCUGCUGGUGCCAUGGACAUCCUCAUUAUUGAGCGAAGGAAAACAGAGAACAUCCUGGCUCUUGCGGAUGAAUCUGGGCACUUCUUCUUCAAUGGGAAUUCUGCUAUCGACAAUCCACAGAACUUCAGAGUGGCUGGCACCGUGUUCAAAUACCGGCGGCCUUCAAACCUGCACUCGGACGGCCUAGAGUACAUCAUCGCUCCAGGACCUACCAACCAGUCUCUCAAUGCCAUGUAUUAUAACCUGAACGGCAAAAUGCCCCAUGUCACCUAUGACUACACGGUGCCGAGGAUGCUGUCGCCGGCUCUGCAGACGGCUUCUCCGGCCAGCCAGGUGCCCCUCUACCUUCACCUGCGGGAGCCCAGCCACGGUCGGCAGAAGGCGAUGCCCUCCGUUGCCCAAGGUCUCAACGCCACCUGGGACUCCCUGGCUCCCAAGGGUGCAGGGGAACGCUUCCUGCAGGGGAACAAGCACAGUGGCGUGGCCUUCAGUGGCCAGCAUUACUUCCUGAGCAACCUCUCUGCUCAGGACAAGGACUGGGCCUGGAAACCCGGCGCAGGGGAAGACAGGCUUGGAUUCCGAGCUCAGCAGGCCUCCCGGACGAAUGGAGCAGGGGAAGAGGAAGGCGUGCCGGUGGGCAAAGAAGCAGGCCUGGCCUUCAGGCUCAGUCAGGUGGCCAUCAGCACAGCUGUUCCUCAUGGCGCUGGGGGGCCGGAGCUUUAUAAGACCAGCAAGACUGGGCCAUCCAGACCGCAUCUUCUCCAGAAGCUGUGUCUCCGGGAUCCACAAAACGUCCCCCUUUGCAGGGAACUGCACUACCUGGCAGUCAAGCUGGGGAGGAAGAAUUCAACGAUAAGGUUCUGGGGCGUCCCACUGGUAGAGUGGCUGGAACGAUGGCACAGGCAGCCUGCCAAAAGCAACUUUCUAGGGAAUGCCAACGCUGAAGCUUACGUGGUGGGCGAAAGAGGGAAUGGCACUCUGCGGGCCACGUCUUCCGAGCCUGGUGCCACUUCCAGCCUUCAGAGCAGCUUCGAGAACAAGCCGCUCUCAGAACCUCUUCAGGCUCCUGGCACCGAAAGCAAUGACUUCGAGCUGAGCCCUCUUGGCCAUGACGACAUCAGUCUGGCUGACAUGUACCGCUGGAAAGUGUCACCCUACGCCCCCUGCAGCUCCACGUGCACCUCAGGAAUCAGCGCUUCCUACGCCAUGUGUGUCCGCUACGAUGGAGUGGAAGUGGAUGACGGGUACUGUGAUGCGCUGACCCGCCCAGAGCCCACGCAUGAGCUCUGUGCAGGCCGAGACUGCCAGCCCAGGUGGGAGACCAGCCGGUGGAGCGAAUGUUCCAGGACGUGCAGCGAAGGCUCCCAGUUCCGGACCGUGCGGUGCUGGAAGAUGCUGGCGCCCGGCUUUGACAGCUCCGUGUACGAUGACUUGUGUGAAUCAGCCGGGCUCGCCAGGCCCAUGGAGCGGAAAUCGUGCAAGAGCAAAGCUUGCGGCCCACAGUGGGAGCUGUCAGAGUGGUCCGAGUGCUCUGCCCGGUGUGGCGGUUCCGGCACGAUGAAGAGGGAGGUGCGCUGCUCGGACGAAGCCAGUCUCUGCAGUGAGUCCGCGAAGCCGGUGAGCGAGAGGGAGUGCGCAGGGGCCCCCUGCGACAGGCGCUGGACGGCCUCGGAGUGGGGACCGUGUUCAGGUCUGUGUGGCGAGGGACGGAUGAGCCGUUUCGUCACGUGCCGCAAUCUGGAGGGGAAGGUGAUCUCGGACUCCCAGUGCGACCCCAGCACCAGGCCCUUGGCGGUCCAUCCCUGCGGAGAAAGGAACUGCCCUGCGCACUGGGUGGAGCAGGACUGGGACCAGUGCAAUGCCUCAUGUGGCCGGGGGGUCAAGAUGCGGACGGUGCUGUGCGUGGGGCUGGAGAACGGCCUGUACAGGGAGUACCCUGAGCUGCAGUGCGGCGCUGCCCCGAAGCCGGACACGCAGGCAUCCUGUUUCCAGAGGCUCUGCUCCACCUGGUUUUCCACCUCCUGGUCCCAGUGCAGCAAGACGUGUGGCCCGGGCCUGCGGGUCCGCGAGGUGAAGUGCUACCACGGGGAGGCCCUGGGGCAGGGCUGCGAGGCCGCCUCCAAGCCUGAAGCCCGGCAGCUGUGCCAGCUGCACGGCUGCCCCACCGACGCCCCCGAUGAAGACUGCGAAGACAAAGCGUCCGCCAACUGUGGGCUGGUCCUCAAAGUGAAGCUUUGCUCACACUGGUACUAUAGGAAGGCUUGCUGCCGAUCUUGUAGGAAUAAAGCCACCUGA